Molecule: messenger RNA, 2508 nt
Organism: Baudoinia panamericana UAMH 10762
Lineage: Eukaryota; Fungi; Ascomycota; Dothideomycetes; Mycosphaerellales; Teratosphaeriaceae
Exons: 2
Coding region: 367-2409 (680 amino acids)
Biological process (GO): sodium ion export across plasma membrane; regulation of membrane potential; proton export across plasma membrane
Cellular component (GO): plasma membrane
Molecular function (GO): sodium:proton antiporter activity
Source: RefSeq, a predicted model, not a curated record
AUCGACAUUAACCGCGGACUCGUCCUGUGACCGGACCAUUCAGCAAAGCCUACUCUUCCCAUCUCAGAUAAGGUGGCGUCGUCUGCCGCUACCUACCGUACAGAACACCACCAUGUUCAGCAUCCAAUAACACGCGCCUUCCGUCCCAGCUAUCCUGGGCAGAAGCCUAGCCAGAUACGACGGCUAAUAGCUAAAAAGACCGCCAAGCGAGUACGAUAGCAUCGGCAUUGCAUGCUUGAUGUCUGAUCAAGGAAACCAACUUCAAACCUAAGCAUACGCAACCCCUGGGACUCUAUCCCUAUCAAGUGUCUCGGACCGCCAUAAGCCUCCCAAGACAAGGCUUGCGAGUCUACACCCUCAGAAGCCAUGCCGACUCUCGCGGUCGUCAACUUCAAUAUCGUCUGCGCCACUCUCGGUGGCUUCAUCACCAUCUUCGGCCUUGUCUCUUACCUGCUUAAAGAGAAAUUCUAUCUCUCCGAGGCCCUCAUAUCUACUCUCGCUGGUCUGGUCUUCAGCCCUCAUGCGACGAAUUGGAUCAAGCCGUUGCAGUAUGCCAAUGACAACGAGGUCGAUCUCGAAACUGUCACGCUCUACUUCACCCGCCUUGUCCUUGGCGUGCAGCUGGUCCUUGCAGGCGUACAGUUGCCUAGCAAGUAUCUGUGGAAGGAAUGGAAGAGCUUGAGUCUGCUGUUGGGUCCAGGGAUGUGCUGUAUGUGGAUAUCAACGAGCCUGCUCGUGUGGGCAUUGGUGCCGAAGAUCGACUUCUUGUUCGCACUUGCUGUAGGCGCAAGCGUUACACCGACGGAUCCUGUGCUCUCGAACAGCAUCGUAAAGGGCAAGUUCGCAGACAAGAACAUUCCGCCGCCGUUGCAGAAGAUCAUUAUCGCUGAGUCUGGUGCGAACGACGGCCUAGGGUACCCUUUUUUGUUCCUGGCGCUGUACCUUAUCAAAUACGUCGGCUAUGGCGGGCUGGGCGUUACUGGCAAUGGUGGCACCGCGAUUGGAUUGUGGUUCUAUGAGACGUGGUGCUACACAAUUCUCAUGUCUGUUGCCUACGGUGCCGCGGUAGGCUGGAUCGCAAAGGAGCUUCUGCACUGGGCGGAAGAGCGACGCUACGUUGACAGAGAGUCAUUCCUCGUCUUUGCUAUCACACUUGCGCUGUUCAUCGUCGGCACAGUUGGCAUGCUCGGUUCCGACGACGUUCUGGCUUGCUUCAUUGCCGGCAACGCCUUCACGUGGGACGACUGGUUCCGUCUUGAGACAAUGGACGAUAGUCUGCAGCCAACCAUCGACAUGCUACUUAACGUCUCCAUCUUCAUGUGGUUUGGAGCCGUGUGCCCGUGGCAUCAAUUCGUUGCAAACGGUGUUAUUCCCAUCUACCGGCUAAUUCCUCUCGGCAUUCUCGUGCUUCUGCUUCGACGCUUACCAAUGGUUCUAGCCUUCCACAAGUGGAUCCCUCAAAUCGAGCAUAUUCAACACGCUACCUUCGUCGGAUUCUUCGGGCCAAUCGGAGUCAGCGCAAUAUUUUAUCUCUACAUCUCGCGGGAAUUCUUGCGCGGCAUCGAGGUCAAUGGCGAGCAGCGUCCGGAUGCAGCGCACUUGUCUGAGGUCAUGAACGUUACUAUCUGGUUCCUGGCCGUGUGCUCCAUUUUCGUGCAUGGGCUCUCUAUCCCGCUUGGAAAGCUCGGUUUCUACCUUCCACGUACCAUUAGCAUGGCGGUUUCGUCAGAACGGGCAUCUGCCUCGCCAAGUAUGGCGCGCGGAGACGACCCAGAAGAGCCAAAUGUACCCGACCUCGCCGAGGACGCACGCAUCGAAGAACGCAAACUCGAGAGUUGGUUUAGGCGACGUACAACGACUGGCGCAUCAGGCGAACCUUCAUCGAAAACUCACGGUUGGGUUCCUCGAAGUAUUGCCCGGGUUGGUAAGCACAUUUUGGAGGACAUCACGCGGCCGGCUGGUAAGACGGUGCAUGGCAAGCAUGGUGGCAUCCGAAAUGGUGCGGCAGACAAGGAGAACAAUAGCGGCGCAUCUGGCUCUGGCGGACAUGGUGGCGCGCGACCUGACAUCUCGGCUCCCAAAGAUGCGCGAUUAAUCGGUCAUUCUAUCAAUAACCCGCCCGUGUCUGCUCCUGCUGACGCUGGGCCGCCGAGUGAUGCAUCGCAAAGGAGGCUUUCAGAUGUGGACGGACCACGUGUUCACGCUGUCAGCCCGACACGGUCGCCAGUGAGGUCGAGGAUGGCGAGCCCAGAGCGCAGAUUUGAUGGCUCAUCGACUCCGACGUCUACUACCGCUCCACCUAUUGGCUGGCACAGAAGCAUACGCUUCCCAGAUGAUCCUGCAGUGCUACCGACUCUCAGAAGCGUCGGCCAAGUGGAGGAACGUCCACUUAUCGGUGAGCGAGAGUGACAAUAGACUUCAACUGGACGAGUGCUAGAGCAAUGUGAAAAGUAUCUAUAAAGCCGUGUCGACUAAGAGAGGUGACUCAAUUCGCCGCAUCAACGAGAG